CUUUAAAAUCUGCUCCACUUCAUGAGCGUACUGUAGCUGGUUAGUGGAGGUUGGGCGCUGCCAAAUUGGAAAAUGAUAAUCGUGUUUAAAAGUAGACCAUUUCUUAACUGGGCGACUCUGGAAUACCGGAGUAGAGAAAAGGAAGUGUCCCAUGUUAAACACUCGCGAGGUUUUCAGAGGGUUCAGCACAGUGCCAGUGGCGAUAGCGCUGCUUGGUAACCGAGACAAAAGCAGUAGGAGUCAGUUUCAUUAAUAAGUACGGAAAUAACCUAAAAGGGUUCUCUGCUGGAAGACCGAAAGAGAAAACAAAGAGAGAUCGAACUAUCAAAGCAGGCUUGUGUUGAAGAGAACAUGACAGUAUCUUUCCUCUACUGCAGUGUGUUUCUUGUGGCUGUUGAUCUGUUCUCCAGUUCACAUGGUCAAGAUGAGCUUGUGAUUUUAACUAAAAAGGGGAAGGUCAGAGGAACACAAGUGUCCGUGCUCUCAGGAUCCGUUACUGCUUUCUUGGGAAUUCCUUAUGGACAACCCCCAGUAGAUAAUCUCAGGUUCAAGAAGCCUGUACCUUCCAAGCCAUGGACUGGUAUCUUGGAUGCGACAAAAUACCCGAACACUUGCUACCAAUAUAUUGAUAAGGCUUUUCCAGGGUUUCCUGGAGCUGAAAUGUGGAACCCCAAUACCAUGCUUAGUGAAGACUGUCUUUAUUUAAACGUGUGGGUGCCCUCACCUAAGCCACGUGAUGCAGCAGUGAUGGUAUGGAUAUACGGUGGGGGGUUUUCCACAGGAACGUCUUCACUAGAUGUUUAUGACGGGAAGUACUUGACCUACACGGAGAACGUAAUCGUAGUGUCAAUGAACUACCGAGUCGGGGCUCUGGGUUUCUUGUCUUUACCAGGGAAUGAUGAAGUGACUGGGAAUGCAGGGCUGUUUGACCAGAGGCUGGCCCUCAUGUGGGUCACAGGCAAUAUUGCGGCUUUUGGAGGGGAUCCCAAAAGUGUCACGAUUUUUGGCGAGAGCGCUGGCGGAGCUUCUGUGAACUUCCACAUCCUUUCCCCAGGAAGCCAUCCCUUCUUUUCGAGGGCAGUCAUGGAGAGCGGCUCUAUCAACUCUCCAUGGGCAGCAUUACCAGCCAGCAUCUCACAAAACAGGUCUUUGACUUUGGCUGAACUCCUUGGAUGCCCAGUUAAGGAUGAUGCCGAUGUGAUUGCUUGCCUCCGCAAGAAAGAUCCGCAAGAAAUUGUGGACAAGCAGUUUACUGUAAUGAAGGAGUCGCCACUAGUAAGUACCUCGUUUGCCCCGACAAUUGACGGUGAUUUUCUCACCGAUUCACCUGAUGUUUUGAUCUUUUCUGGACAGUUUAAAAAAACUGACAUUCUGCUCGGAGUAAAUAAAGAUGAAGGGACUUAUUUUUUAGUUUAUGGGGUUCCAGGAUUUAGCAAAGAUAAUGAAAGCCUAAUCACAAGAGAGCAGUUCCUGUCGGGUGUGAAAUUUGUUCUCCCACACUUCAGUGAAAUUGGCCGAGAGGCUGCCAUUUUCCAGUAUACUAAUUGGACGGAUGAGUUCAAUCCGGAAAAUAAUCGGGAUGCUUUGAGUGGCAUUGUUGGGGAUUAUAAUUUUGUAUGCCCACUGCUGGCGUUCACGCAGAAGUAUGUCGAAUUUGGAAACAAAGCUUUUUUGUACUUUUUUGAUCACCGUUCUACAAGAGUUGCCUGGCCAGACUGGAUGGGGGUGAUUCAUGGCUAUGAAAUAGAAUUUGUAUUCGGACUGCCCUUAAACAGAAGUUUGGGAUACACCGGUGCAGAAGAAGCUUUGAGCAGAAGAGUCAUGAACUAUUGGGCGAAUUUUGCAAAAACAGGGGAUCCCAAUGGGCAAAGCUCACAAUGGCCAGCAUUUUCCUCAAAAAGCCAAGAGUACAUUACAUUGAACACAAAGUCCCCACAAAUCCAUGGGAUGCUACGUGUCCAGCUUUGCAAGUUCUGGAACAGUUUCCUCCCAAAACUCCUUGCAGUGACAGUGGACAUUGAAGAAGCAGAACAACAGUGGAGGACAGAAUUUCAUCGAUGGUAUUCAUAUAUGCUGGAUUGGAAGAAUCAGUUCAAUGAUUACAACAGUAGACAGCAACAAUGUGAAGAUCCCUGAUUGUUUAAGAUUUUUAUUGUAUUGUAUUUUAAAAAGCAUUAUGCAAGAAAUGGCUUUAUAUUUUUUAACCUUUUUUA
This is a messenger RNA of Lepisosteus oculatus (spotted gar), 2213 nucleotides long. Its product is annotated as cholinesterase. Gene Ontology annotation, molecular function: acetylcholinesterase activity. The record is from RefSeq and is a predicted model, not a curated record. Gene Ontology annotation, cellular component: plasma membrane. Gene Ontology annotation, biological process: choline metabolic process; acetylcholine catabolic process. NCBI's taxonomy places the organism in Eukaryota, Metazoa, Chordata, Actinopteri, Semionotiformes, Lepisosteidae.